AUGGUAUAUCCAGAAACUUUUCAGGCUGUUGGAGUUGUUGACUACGACGAUUAUCACAACCCUAAGCGAUUCGAAUACAAACCACAGAAAUUCCGCGAUUAUGAUGUGGAUGUCAAAAUUGAAGCCUGUGGUGUUUGCGGUUCGGACAUUCAUGCUGCAAGCGGUAAUUGGGGUCGUCCCUAUGCCCCGGUUGCUGUUGGUCAUGAGAUCAUUGGCACAAUUGUUAAAAUUGGGCCUAAGGCCAAGUCCGGUCUUAAAAUUGGUGACAGGGUUGGUAUAGGUGCUCAAUGUGAUUGUGAUAGCACUUGCUCUGCUUGCAAAGAUAAUACGGAGCAGUACUGUGAAAAUUCUGUGGGGACAUACUUUGGUACUUACAAAGAGUCUGGGCUCCAUACAAUUGGAGGAAACGCAUCACAUAUUCGCGUCAAUUCAAAGCUUGCUUUUAAAAUUCCUGAUGAUUUAGAAACCAAGUAUGUUGCACCUCUUUUGUGUGGUGGUAUCACUGGAUUUAGCCCUUUGCUUAAGAAUAAUGUCAAGAAAGGCACAAAAGUGGGUAUCAUUGGCAUUGGUGGUAUUGGCCACAUGACCAUUCUAUUCGCAAAGGCAUUAGGGGCCGAAGUAACAGCUAUCUCGCGUGGAAGAUCCAAGGAAUCUGAUGCAAAACAGCUUGGUGCUGAUCAUUACAUUGCCACUUCAGAGCCUGAAUCUCUUAAAAAGGCAGUGCGAACUUUGGACCUUAUUGUGAGCACAAGCAACUCGUUUUCUCAGACCACAUUGACGCCAGUCCUUAAACUGCUAAAAGCAUCUGGUACAUUUAGUUUCAUCACCGCGCCCCCUGAGAAGGAAAAGAUGGAGCUUAUCCCCAUGGAGCUUAUCUCUUCUGGAUAUGGUGUUCAAGGGUCUAUGAUUGGUUCUCCAAAAAACAUAGAGUAUAUGUUGGACUUUGCAAGCAAACACAAGAUAAAACCAUGGGUCGAGACCAUUGAAAUAAAUGAAAAGAAUCUUGGAGAUGCUUGGAAGCGUAUGGAGGAUGGUGAUGUACACUAUCGGUUUACAAUGGUUGGAUACGACAAGUUUUUCAAAAACGCCUGA
Molecule: messenger RNA, 1092 nt
Organism: Magnusiomyces paraingens
Lineage: Eukaryota; Fungi; Ascomycota; Dipodascomycetes; Dipodascales; Dipodascaceae
Exons: 1
Coding region: 1-1092 (363 amino acids)
Biological process (GO): alcohol metabolic process
Molecular function (GO): zinc ion binding; alcohol dehydrogenase (NADP+) activity
Source: RefSeq, a predicted model, not a curated record